AUGUUCAGUCGACCCCCGUCCUCCGACGGCGACCGCCCUUCAGCCAGUAGAUCCCCCACCCACGAUCCCCGCUCCCCCCGCAAUCCCAGACGAGUAAUCUACACCUUCUCUCCGCUCGCCCUGCCAUUGGCGUCAAACAUUGAGCGCCUGGAAUCGGCUCCUCUUGUUAGUCAAGCCCAGAUUGACGCAUUAUAUGAAGCAUGCCAUAGGCUCAUACUCACCGUCAGCAGUAGGUACUCCCCCUCCGAAAUCUCUUCUAGCCGCCAGUCCUUCACCGUCGCCCGCAACGCCAUCCGCUCCACCCCACCAGACGGAACAGCGAGCAUCAUCUCCUGGCUCGACCACUCCUCCACCUCACCUGACCACUCCCUCCCGUUUAUCUCACCGACUAUCAUCUCUCGCUCUUCCGGCAGUAUCUCCGUUCACAGCACGGACAAUGACGAGGAGAGUAUCUACAACGCGAGCGUCAUCAGUGAGUCUGAGAUGGAGAGGAUGGAGGAGGAGGAGAGGAUCAUCAGUGAGAGGGAUUGGGAGAUGCUGCAGGAGAUUCCGGUGCCGAUUGCACAUGCGCAGGUGAUUUGGAUGAUGCGCUUGGACGAGUAUGAUGAUGAGAUGGUGCUGCAGGGGAUGAGGGGGGUGAGUUAUCGCUUUGCGAGAAGGGAUACAUAG
This is a messenger RNA of Morchella sextelata, 669 nucleotides long. RefSeq lists its product as uncharacterized. Bases 1 to 669 code for a protein of 222 amino acids. The transcript is spliced from 2 exons. NCBI's taxonomy places the organism in Eukaryota, Fungi, Ascomycota, Pezizomycetes, Pezizales, Morchellaceae. The record is from RefSeq and is a predicted model, not a curated record.